Messenger RNA from Archocentrus centrarchus (flier cichlid), 3541 nucleotides. Its product is annotated as sodium/hydrogen exchanger 3-like. The coding region runs from base 181 to 2751 and encodes 856 amino acids. The record is from RefSeq and is a predicted model, not a curated record. Gene Ontology annotation, cellular component: brush border membrane; apical plasma membrane; plasma membrane. Gene Ontology annotation, molecular function: sodium:proton antiporter activity; potassium:proton antiporter activity. Gene Ontology annotation, biological process: proton transmembrane transport; regulation of intracellular pH; sodium ion import across plasma membrane. Lineage: Eukaryota; Metazoa; Chordata; Actinopteri; Cichliformes; Cichlidae. The transcript is spliced from 16 exons.
CAGAAAGGAGAGCAGAGGGUGGACACCGCUCUGGUCGGAUAAAAAUGUGGAUGUACGUGGGAUCACAGUGACAGAGAUCUGAGUGGGAAGGAGGAGGCGCAGGGAAGGGAAUGAGAGACUGAGCUACAGUCUGAGGUUGACCUGAGCAUUUGUGUCUAAAUAACAGUUUGCUGAAAGUUUAUGAGGCCUUUUGCCUCAACUUCAACAAGAAUGGCAACUUCUUGGCGAGUUACACUUUUCCUCUGCGCGCUGCUGAUGGCGUGCAGAGGCCCAAGUCUGGCUAGCGGGGAAUCAGAAUGCAGGAUGGCAAGGAAUUCUCAACCGCAAACCCCAAGCUCAGAUAAUGGGACAGCUGGAGAAGGUGGUCAUGGAGGGGGUACCGUCACCACACUGCCUAUUGUGACCUGGAGGUGGGAACAUGUCAAGGAUCCGUACCUGGUGGCCCUGUGGGUCCUGGUUUGCUGGCUCUGCAAAAUGAUCAUUGAGGCCAACCAUCAUGUCACCAACAUCAUACCCGAGAGUGCCCUGCUCAUCUGCUCUGGAUUCAUUUUGGGUGGGAUUAUUUGGGGCGCAGACAAGGUGCAGACCUUCUCCCUGACCCCGACGACCUUCUUCUACUACCUGCUGCCUCCAAUCAUCAUAGAUUCAGGCUACCACAUGCCAAACAAGCCUUUCUUCACCAACCUGGGUGCCAUCUUGGUCCACGCCGUCAUCGGGACCUGCUGGAAUGCUGCCAGCUUGGGGCUGUCGCUGUGGGGGUGUCAGAUAGGAGGAGCCAUGGGUGACCUGAACAUCGGUCUGCUGCAGUAUCUUCUUUUCGGCAGUCUGAUGGCUGCUGUGGACCCCGUGGCUGUCUUAGCUGUGUUUGACCAGGUCCACGUCAAUGACGUCCUCUUUAUCAUCGUGUUUGGAGAGUCGCUGCUGAACGACGGUGUAACUGUGGUACUCUUCAAUGUGUUUGAUGCAUUUGUGUCACUGGGAGGACCCAGAAUUAAUGCUGCGGAAAUAAUUAAAGGAAUAGUUUCCUUCUUUGUGGUCGCAUUUGGUGGUUCCCUGGUGGGCGUAGCGUUCGGCAUAAUAAUUUCACUUCUGACCAGAUGCACGUAUAAGGUCCAGAUCAUUGAGCCAGGCUUUGUCUUUAUCUUGGGAUACCUUUCCUACCUGACUGCAGAUAUGCUUUCUCUGUCUGCUAUCCUUUCGACUACCUUCUACGGGGUGUUCUGUCAGAAGUAUGUCUAUGCAAAUAUGGACGAGAACUCAGCCCACACGGUCAAAUACGCCAUGAAGGUUUUCGCCAACGGAGCAGAAACCGUCAUCUUUGUCUUCCUCGGCAUCUCGGCCAUCGAUAAGUUAAUCUGGGUUUGGAACACGGGCUUCAUCCUCCUCACGCUCCUCUUCAUCUUGGUGUAUAGAUUCAUGGGUGUGUUUUUCCUCAACUGGUUCCUCAACAGGUACAGGCUGAUCCCCCUGGAGUUUGUAGAGCAGGUGAUUAUGAGCUAUGGUGGCCUGCGAGGAGCUGUUGCGUACGGUCUGGCUGUGAUGUUGGAUGAGAACAGGAUAAAGGAGAAAAACCUGAUGAUCGGCACUACUCUCAUUGUAGUGUACUUCACUGUCAUCCUGCAGGGAAUCACGAUGAAACCUCUCGUCCUGUGGCUUAAAGUGAAGAGAAAUGAAGUGCGCGACAAAUCACUCCUAGAAAGAGUGACAAAUACGUUGUUUAAUCACACUCUGGUUGGCAUAGAAGACAUAUCAGGACAAAUAGGAGAUAACUACUUCAGGAACAAGUGGAGGGAGUUUGAGAAGAAAUGGUUGAUGUGGGCUUUGAUGAAGCCGUCUGUGAGGAAGAAACAAGACCAAAUCUUUGAUGUCUUCCAUCAGCUGAACCUCAAGGAUGCUGUGGAAUAUGUGGCUGAAGGCGAGCAAGGAGGUUCUCUGGAGUUCAUCCGUAAUGAAAGCGCCUUUUUGGACUUCAAGAAAAAGUUUGAAGAUGAAUACUCAGACAUGAUGCCUGACAUCAUGACGUACAUGUCAAAUGGUACAAUGUCCAGAGACCCCAUUCCAUCAGUGAGCUUGGAAAUGCAUGAGCAGACCAUGAAGGCUAUGAGGGAAGCUGAGGAAGUGAAUGCUCACCACCUUCUGGAUCAGCAUCUCUACAAGAGCAGAAAAGAGCAUCGACACGGAUUCAGUCGUAACAAUUUCGAAAUAAACAGAGAUGCAAAAGAGGUCCAGGAGAUCUUCCAGAGAACCAUGAGGAACCGGCUGGAGUCCUUCAAGUCUGCAAAGAUGGGAGUCACACCACCAAAAACAAUUACCAAGCACACAAAGAAAGAACAGCAGAAGAUGCCAAAUGGAAAGUCAAUGGACAAGAAAAAAAGCAGCUAUUCUGGUGAUGAAGACUUUGAGUUCUCAGAGGGAGACAGCGCCUCUGGCUAUGGCCCAUCAUGCACCCCUUUCCCCAUGAGAGCCACUAACAGAACAGGAGCUGGAAUUGAUAACCCAGCCUUCAUGCUGGACCUGGACCCCACGGAUUCACUGCAGAUCCCUCCUUGGCUGCUGGAGAGUGAGCUCAACAGCAGCAUGGUGGCUCCGUCGCAGCGAGCCCAGGAGCGUCUGCCCAGGACGCCAAGCAACCUGAACCGUCUGACCCCUCUGCGCUUCAGCAUUCGCUCCUCUGACACCCAGCAGACGGAUAGCGAUCUGUUACCUCCACCACCUCCUUCUCCUCCUCCCACAGAUAAUACCCAGAAAUAGCUGGAUCCCAACCUCAACACCCUUCUGUCUUACUUGAACCUCCCAUAAAGACACAAAAAAAUCCUCAGACUAAUUUACCAUCUACUGUUGUUGUUUAUGUUUAGUUGUUGUUGUAUUUAGCUCCUGUGUUUCUGCAUAAAACAUUCAGUUUCAUAAGCUCUGUGCUCUUGAGACAACUCCCCCUGUUUAGGUUCACCCUCCACUGUGUAAAAAAAAAAAAGUGCACUCAAAGCAAGGCGUGUGAUUCACAAGGACGUGCAGGACAGUUAUAUAUUCUCCAGUUGUUCGUAGUUCAUUGAAAUCAUUGCUUAAGUAUCUUUUUAAUACCUUUUUAAUAUGAUGGUAAAAAAUUAAAACAAUGUAGAUUUUGUGUAGAUAAUAAUAAAAAGAGUGUUGAAAUUAAAAUGAUUGCAGAAUGCAACUAAAACUUUCACCACCAGGGCGCACUAUUUCCCAGUGGGUGUGCUGAGACGCACGAUGUGAGAGACAAAAUUUUACCAGCAUUAUAAAAUCCACCUGCUGCAUAGGUGAGUGAGUGGAAACCAUUUAAACACCUGAACAGAUCCACUCACUUCAACGUGAGAGGACAUCCUGAAUAUGAUUGUCACAGAUGCUCCACCCACCUGUUUUUCAUUGUUUCUGUUUGGGAGGCUCAGCCAAUCAGGAGAAAGUCAGUAUAAAGACAGAGGAUGAACUGAGAGGCUGCACCAAGGCCCAGCAGAAAAUAAAUGAAGGUGAUUAUGAAGCAUGAAUCAUGUAAAUCUGCUCUAGUCCAAGAAUAAAAAUCUGU